Thalassophryne amazonica is the source of this 1435-nucleotide messenger RNA. It is a transcript of the gene septin2, whose product is annotated as septin 2. The transcript has 13 exons. Gene Ontology annotation, cellular component: septin ring; microtubule cytoskeleton; cell division site. Gene Ontology annotation, molecular function: GTPase activity; GTP binding; molecular adaptor activity. Bases 136 to 1254 code for a protein of 372 amino acids. Gene Ontology annotation, biological process: cytoskeleton-dependent cytokinesis; regulation of exocytosis; cilium assembly. Lineage: Eukaryota; Metazoa; Chordata; Actinopteri; Batrachoidiformes; Batrachoididae. The record is from RefSeq and is a predicted model, not a curated record.
CAGUGCAUUGUGGUUUGUGUGUUCCGCAGGAAGCUGCUACGGCGGAAUCUCAGGAAUUUGAAGUCUUCUGGUCCUCGUUGUCCAUCUGUCUGCACCUCUUUACACUUCCUUCUCAUUGUGUGAAAAGCAGCAGAAAUGUCGCAGCCAGACAAAAUGAAGCAGGGUCAGUUCACCAAUCCCGAGACUCCAGGAUAUGUUGGAUUUGCCAACUUGCCUAAUCAGGUUCAUCGCAAGUCGGUUAAGAAGGGAUUUGAAUUCACUCUAAUGGUUGUUGGUGAGUCUGGUCUGGGAAAAUCCACUUUGAUCAACAGCCUCUUCCUCACUGACCUUUACCCUGAGCGGGUCAUCCCUGGAGCAGCAGAAAAGAUAGAGCGGACUGUUCAGAUUGAGGCAUCAACAGUGGAAAUUGAAGAACGAGGAGUUAAGCUCCGUCUCACUGUGGUGGACACACCAGGAUAUGGGGACGCCAUCAACAGCCAGGACUGUUUCAGCACCAUAAUCAGCUACAUUGAUGACCAGUUUGAGCGUUACCUCCAUGAUGAGAGUGGCCUAAAUCGCAGACACAUUGUCGACAAUAGAGUUCACUGUUGCUUCUAUUUUAUCUCCCCGCUGGGUCAUGGCCUGAAGCCUUUGGAUGUCCAGUUCAUGAAGGCCAUACACAAUAAAGUGAACGUGGUUCCUGUCAUUGCUAAAGCAGACACACUCACCCUCAGAGAGAGGGAGAGGCUCAAGCGCCGGAUCCUGGAUGAGAUUGAUGAACAUGGGAUUAAGAUCUAUCACCUUCCUGAUGCUGAGUCAGAUGAGGAUGAGGACUUUAAAGAGCAGACCAGGAUCCUCAAGGCCAGCAUCCCAUUUGCAGUGGUAGGAUCCAACCAGCAGAUCGAGGCGAAGGGGAAGAAGGUGAGGGGCCGCCUGUACCCCUGGGGAGUGGUGGAGGUGGAGAACCCAGAACACAAUGACUUCCUCAAGUUGCGAACUAUGCUGAUAACGCACAUGCAGGAUCUGCAGGAGGUGACCCAGGACCUGCACUAUGAGAACUUCCGCUCGGACCGUCUCAAACGGGGUGGCAGGUUGUCCUCCCAUGGUUACAUUCUGCCUCUGUCCCCUGCAAAGGGGCCAGAGCCAGAGGAAAUGGACAAGGACAUGAUCCUGCAGGAGAAAGAGGCAGAGUUGAGACGAAUGCAGGAGAUGAUUGCUAAGAUGCAGGCCCAGAUGCAGAAGCAGGGAGAAGAUGGGGAUGCCCCUCAUGUGUAAAGAGUCUGAGGUAUUUGAACCGCUGCUCGAGUGUAAUCAGAUGUGACAGGACUGAAGAAUGGAAGUAUAAUCUUGGCCACUUGUAUUGCUUUUCACUAUAUUCCAGUUUUGAGUGAUCUGAAGUCACUUUUUAUAUAUUCAAACAGUAUUAUGUUUAUUUACACAGUUCUAUUUCUAUACA